CCCGCCUAAUCUGGGCCAACCUUGACCCACCAAACUUCCUGCACCUCCUGUUUGUCCGCCCCCAGCGCCGUGACGCCGCCGAAACCCCUUCGCCGGCGUCCCGGAAAGCGGCCUCUGCUCCUCCCCCUGCCGAAGCACGGCCACUCUACCGCGCCGGUGUCCUCGUCGUCUCUACCCUCCAUCGGACUCGCGUGGGGUUAAGACGCAUCCAGGCGCCCAUGCAGUCCGCCGCCGCUCCGACGAGGGCAGGGAGCCGCCUCUGCACGCGCUGCGGCGAGCGGAAGGCCGCGCUCAAGCGGCCCAAAACCCUAGAACAGAUAUGUAGGGAAUGCUUCUAUAUUGUCUUCGAGGACGAGAUUCAUCAAACUAUUGUUGACAAUAAUUUGUUUAAAGCCGGUGAACGUGUGGCAAUUGGAGCUUCUGGUGGAAAAGAUUCAACCGUGCUUGCGUAUGUGUUAUCAGAGUUAAACAAACGUCAUAAAUAUGGUCUCGAUUUGUUCCUUUUAUCUAUUGACGAAGGAAUCACAGGCUAUAGAGACGACUCCCUAGAAACUGUUAAAAGGAAUGAACUACAGUAUGGCCUACCACUGAAAAUAGUUUCCUAUAAGGAUCUCUAUGACUGGACAAUGGAUGAUAUUGUGAAAGCAAUUGGCCUGAAAAACAAUUGUACUUUCUGUGGUGUUUUUCGACGUCAGGCGCUAGACCGUGGUGCUGCUCUCUUGAAGGUUGAUAAGAUUGUAACUGGGCAUAAUGCAGAUGACAUUGCAGAGACUGUCUUGCUGAAUAUUUUACGUGGUGAUAUUGCAAGGUUAAGUCGAUGCACUUUCAUAACUACUGGUGAAGAUGGACCAAUCCCAAGAUGCAAGCCUUUCAAAUACACCUACGAAAAAGAGAUUGUUAUGUAUGCGUAUUUCAAAAAGCUGGACUACUUCUCCACUGAAUGCAUCUAUUCACCAAAUGCAUAUCGUGGAUUUGCUCGUGAAUUUAUUAAAGAUCUGGAAAGGAUGAGGCCUAGGGCUAUACUGGACAUCAUAACCUCUGGCGAAAAUUUCCGGAUAUCCACAACAACAAGAAUGCCAGAGCAAGGAACAUGUGAACGCUGCGGUUACAUUUCUAGCCAGGUAUUGUGCUUACAUCUAAUCAUUGCACACCCUGAUACACCGCCGAAGGCAUUCAUAUAG
Triticum urartu is the source of this 1181-nucleotide messenger RNA. The record is from RefSeq and is a predicted model, not a curated record. NCBI's taxonomy places the organism in Eukaryota, Viridiplantae, Streptophyta, Magnoliopsida, Poales, Poaceae.